GUGUGUGUGUUGAGGCGGUGGAUUGCAGGUGGAGUGUGUCGCUGUUCGGCUCGUCUGGAUGGAAAGACGGUUCUGAUCACCGGAGCAAACACCGGCAUCGGCAAAGAGACGUGCCGCGACCUGGCAGCCAGAGGGGCCCGGGUGGUGAUGGCGUGCAGGGAUCUGACCCGGGCAGAGCGUGCGGCGCAGGAAGUCCGCCAGUGGACAGGAAACAGAGACGUGGUGGUCCGACACCUGGACCUGUCCUCCGUCUACUCCGUCAGACAGUUCGCUAAAGACUUCCUGGAUGGGGAGGACAGACUGGACAUCCUCAUCAACAACGCAGGAGUGAUGAUGUGUCCCCGAUUGCUGACUGAAGACGGUUUUGAGACUCAGCUGGCUGUCAAUCAUCUGGGUCACUUCCUGCUGACCAAUCUGCUGCUGCCGAUUCUGCAGAGCUCCGCCCCCAGCCGAGUCAUCAUCGUGUCAUCCAUGGCCCACCGGGGGGGUCGUAUCGACUUUGACGACUUGUUCUUCAGCAGCAAGACGUACAGUUCUCUGGAGAGCUACAGACAGAGCAAACUGGCCAACGUCCUAUUCUGCAGAGAGCUCGGCCGGCGACUCAGAGGCUCCGGUGUGUCUGCGUUCUGUCUCCACCCCGGUGUGAUCCGGACCGAGCUGGGCCGCCACGUGAGUGGCUGGUUCCCCCUGCUGGGGGCCCUGCUGGGCCUCCUGUCCCUCCUGCUCAUGAAGACCCCCCAGCAGGGCUGCCAGACCACCGUGUACUGCGCCGUCACACCGGGACUAGAGGGGAGAUCAGGACACUACUUUAGUGACUGUGCAGAGAAGGAAGCGGCUCCAGAGGGGCGGGACGACGUCGUGGCGAGGAAGCUGUGGGAGGAGAGCGCCCGAUUGGUCGGAUUAAAGAACACGUGCUGA
Molecule: messenger RNA, 918 nt
Organism: Perca flavescens (yellow perch)
Lineage: Eukaryota; Metazoa; Chordata; Actinopteri; Perciformes; Percidae
Gene: crdhl
Product: retinol dehydrogenase 13
Exons: 6
Coding region: 148-918 (256 amino acids)
Source: RefSeq, a predicted model, not a curated record